Messenger RNA from Mycena indigotica, 1146 nucleotides. Its product is annotated as 40S ribosomal protein. The record is from RefSeq and is a predicted model, not a curated record. The transcript is spliced from 3 exons. Gene Ontology annotation, molecular function: protein binding. Lineage: Eukaryota; Fungi; Basidiomycota; Agaricomycetes; Agaricales; Mycenaceae. The coding region runs from base 1 to 1146 and encodes 381 amino acids.
AUGGAUUCUCUGCCGCUGGAGCUCCUGGGCGAAAUUGCAACCUUCGUCCACCAUACCGAGCUGCUAAGCCUACGACUGGUUCAACGCCGCUUCAAGGAUGUCGUGACGCGCCAGGCUUUCCAGGAAAUCGUGGUGCAUGACCGGUACCCUAGUGUUCGACGAUUUCACACUAUGUUAGACGAAUGCAACGACGACGAAAUCCUCGAGGGAGUUGAAAGCGUUGUGUUUGACGGAAAAGACCCCGACCACUUUGAUAUGGGUGCAGACAGCACCUUACCCAGCAUCGAAAGCGCGUUUAGCAGGCUCAGCCGAUUCCCAAACUUGUCAUCCCUCAACCUCGACUUUUUCCCCGGUAGUACUCCAGAUGAAUACGAGAUCUACAUGUCAUACUAUGUCACCAUCCAAGUGUCCUUCUGGCGGGAGCUUGCGCAACAGUCUUUCCCCAACUUACGGCGCUUGAAUAUCGGCGCAAUGGUGUCGUUUCUCGACGAGACGAUAACCCCAGACCACCCAUUCCUGGAAUUGUUCCGUCCUCUGACAACACUCUCUAUCAACAUAGUGUCGUUGUUCCAGAUGCGACGCAUUCCAGCUCAAGUCCUCCAAUUCAACCAAAACCUGAUGAACAUAUUAUCGCCGACGAACAAUAUCACUUCGCUCGAGCUGGGAACCCUUGACUUUCUGGGCCCUACCGCACCAUAUCGCUUCGAGGCAUACCGCUUCCCACUUCUAAGCCACCUAAAACUCUCAAAAAUUGUGUUUGCGGCCAUGGAGGCCGACGAGCUGGGGCCUUCCGUAGAACGUGGCCAGCGCCUUACAGCGGAACAAUUCAUUAUCAACCAUCGGUUAUCUUUGCGGCGACUCGAGCUAGAGAACUGUCUCGUAGCACUUCCCGAUGGGCAGUGGUGCCAUGUUCUGCGACGACUCCGCAAGUCAUUGAAAUUAUUACUGGAAUUUACGUGGAACAUCACAGUUGCCAGUGGGACGGACUCUGAGGAGAAGGAGCCCAAAAAGUUUCUCUAUGGGGUGCCAAUGGGAAGGACAAGGAUAUAUGUACUAUCUCCGGCCGACGACGAUCGUGCUGAAGAUUUAGCUGCCUUAGAACAGCUGCAGGUCGCCGUUGCCACCAAUCCUGUAUCUAAUCAAUGA